This is a messenger RNA of Exophiala oligosperma, 2278 nucleotides long. RefSeq lists its product as uncharacterized. NCBI's taxonomy places the organism in Eukaryota, Fungi, Ascomycota, Eurotiomycetes, Chaetothyriales, Herpotrichiellaceae. The coding region runs from base 195 to 1286 and encodes 363 amino acids. Gene Ontology annotation, cellular component: nuclear exosome (RNase complex); cytoplasmic exosome (RNase complex). The record is from RefSeq and is a predicted model, not a curated record. The transcript has a single exon. Gene Ontology annotation, biological process: U4 snRNA 3'-end processing; exonucleolytic trimming to generate mature 3'-end of 5.8S rRNA from tricistronic rRNA transcript (SSU-rRNA, 5.8S rRNA, LSU-rRNA); U5 snRNA 3'-end processing.
CCAAGACUCACUCACCACCUGCGUGAAUUGCCGGCAGAAUAUUUUCAUGUGCGAUAAUGCGACAACUCACGGAGUAUGGCACAAGGACUCGCGUUUUGUGAUCGCUACCCCAAGAACACAUAUCAUCUACGAUACAGCGACCAAGCCUCAUACCAAUCAUGACGUGAGCGAAUACUGAUUCUCGCCUGGCAAAUAUGCCUUCCGCAACCCUUCCACCGAGUUCUCUAGCCUCCAUACCUCCCUCAGCGAUGCCAUUGAUCUCACCCAAUGCCCUCCUCCACGCGCAUUUGAAACAGAAUCCUCCCAAACGUCCCUCAAAUCGGGCACCUUCAGAACCUCGACCUGUUCAGCUCAAUGUAGGCUCACUCGCCCAUUGCAAUGGAUCCUCUUUAAUCAAGAUCGGAGUCACAACAAUCGUAUGUGGUGUGAGGGCCGAGAUCCUUCCAGUCAGUGAAAUUCCCAAUUUCAGAGUAACGAAAACAUCCUCGUCAUACACCCCAUCGGCUUCAGCGGUACAAGACGGUCACUUUCAAGACAAAGGUCAAGAGGAGGAAUACUCUGCUAUUCGACUUUACAAUCUUGUGGUGCCAAACAUUGAAUUGGGUACUGGUUGCUCGCCGAAGCAUCCCGCUAAUGCUCCUCCUUCUGUGGAGGCUCAGUCCAUAUCACAACGUCUGCUGUCGACAAUGUACUCCUCGAAACUAGUCAGAACGACUGAUCUUGAGAUCUUAUACACUCCACCUACCGAAACCCAAGAUAUUGAACUCGGAAUAACUGGCGAUCCGCAGUUGAAAGCCUACUGGACGUUGUACAUCGAUAUGAUGUGCAUCAGUCAUGGCGGUUCUAUUUUCGAUGCAGCAUGGCUAGCGAUGCAUGCAGCUCUCAAGGAUGUUAAACUCCCCAAAGCGUGGUGGGACCCCGAUUGGGAACGGAUUCUGUGUUCGGCAGAUAUUGGAGAUGCACGUAGGCUGAAUUUGAGAGGCAUGCCAGUAUCGAGUAGCUUCGGAGUGUUUCUUCCAGAAGAGCGAUUAUUGAACGCGAACGACACUGACGAUGAGCACUGGAUUCUUAUGGAUAUGGACAGUUUCGAGGAGGAAGCUUGUGAGGAAACUGGAGCCGUCAUCGUAGAUGCUAGUGGGAAAGGAAAGGCACUGUCGAUAGUGCGUAUUGAGAAGAAUGGAGGUUCCGCCAUUAAUGUUGAACAUCUCACCAAAAUCGUUGGGUUUGCUGAAAGAAGAUGGAACCAAUGGAAAGAUGUCCUAGAUAGUACCCUGGUUGACACAUGAGCAGGAGCUCUCUACACUUUUAUGCUUCGAUGGCAGUAAUGACGAAACAAGUUUUCGAGAUGAUGGCCAUGGAUCUACGACAUGCUAAAGGAGUGGCUGCAUGAGGAAGCAUCACCAACAAGGCCACAUAUCACGACCGCGAUGUCGGCUGAAACUUUGAUGAACGCUGGACGAUGCAUUCCACGAAGCGACCAAAUUUAUCAAUGGUGCUGCCAUUGCCGUUGCCGUCGCCAUCUGAUGCAACGAUAGAGCCUCCUAGCAUUCAAGGACGAUGACCGUCAGCGAUGCCCAAGACAAUGACCUUUCAUGGCUGACUGUUGCGCCUGCUUGUGAGUCUUCAAUCCGAUAGCAAUAGGGGGUUGGCAUUCUCCUGUUAUGUCGGUGACAUCUGUGGUUGAAGUACGACCACAUACCAAUACCAGUGUUUACGAACUAUGCAAUACGUUUGACCAUCUGUGUAUAAUAGGCCACAACAACAUCCUGGACAGGAGUGGUCUAUUCAUUUCUACCUGGGCUUCAUUAUUCAUCUGGACGCUCUUCAAAUCCAAGCAGACCAUGCUGUGAGUUUUGGACUUGUUCGCCCUUUGUACAAUACGACAAUGAGAAUGGCAUCUACAACCGACUACCCUCAGCCCUUGCAACCGCAGCACCUCCGAUUUCUGCCUGGUCAGCAUUCCAAAGCCAUUCCUUAAUUGACUUGAACAGGACGUGGGAGAAUGCUGGAGGGACUGCGUUUCCAAUCUGCUUCCUCCACCGCGUCACAGCCCUGCCAUGCAAUUGGAACGUCGGUGGAAAGGUCUGUAAGGCGGCUAACUCGGUCACAGUGUAUUUGCGCCACCCGUCUGGGUGGUAGUUAUUGCUUCCGCCAUUCGUCGUCACAGUACCAGCAAGUCCAUUCCAAGGCAAGGGACGCUUUCGUGCUGGAAAGUCAUUCACAGGACCCAAGUGCUGGUCAGGCGGCAACGUGAUGUUUCCAAUAGCCCCAUAAAUGC